AUGCCGAAGAAUCUUAGUGUCGCUGUCGUUGGUGCCACUGGCACAACCGGCUCAGCUAUUAUUGCUGGGCUGCUUGAUUCCGGUGAAACCCAUUUUACCGUGACCGCUUUGGCCCGUCCCUCGUCCGUCGAUAAACCGGCCUAUGACGAGCUGAAGAGGCGUGGUGUGAAGGUCGUUCCGGCUGAUCUUAGGGGAGCUGAGAGCGACCUUGUGAAAGCCCUCUCUGGUAUUGAUAUCGUCGUGUCGGCUAUUGUCUUUACCGAAUUGGAUGCCGAAAUCCCAUUGGCAAACGCAGCAAAGGUUGCUCGCGUAAAACGCUUCCUUCAAUCAGCAUUGAUGUGCGUUAUUCCUCCGAGGGGAGUGGUCAAUUUUCGUGGACAGAAAGAAGACAUCCUCAACCACAUCCAGAAGAUCCGUCUUCCCUACACCUAUCUUGACGCUGGCUGGUGGUAUGACAUUGCAGUCCCUCAGCCACCAUCUCGAGCAGUUCAGAAUCCCUCGGGGGCUUCCUAUCAAGGAAAGCUUGGCGCAGACGGCAACAUUCCCAUUGCGGUUGCGCAGGUUAGCGAUAUCGGUCGAUACGUCGCCAAGGUGAUCGCAGACCCUCGAACGCUCAACAGGCGGGUGUUUGUGUACAAUGAGAUAUACACCCAAAAUCAGAUAUAUAAUCUAGUUGAGAGGUUGACUGGCGAAAAGAUACCGAGGUCCUAUGUCUCGAAGGAGGAGAGCGAGGCACUCAUCGACGAAGCAAAAGCAGCUGUUGCGGCGAACCCUUCCAGCCUCGAAGCAAUGGGUGGCCUGGUGUUAAAUCAGCUUUUUUACUCGGUAACUAUCCGUGGUGAUAACACGCCCGAUAAUGCAAAGUACCUAGGGUAUUUGGAUGGUAAAGAGCUUUAUCCCGCAUUCAAGUUCACUACUAUGGAGGACUACAUCAAGGCCCGCAUUUAG
Fusarium vanettenii 77-13-4 is the source of this 948-nucleotide messenger RNA. RefSeq lists its product as uncharacterized. Lineage: Eukaryota; Fungi; Ascomycota; Sordariomycetes; Hypocreales; Nectriaceae. The record is from RefSeq and is a predicted model, not a curated record. The transcript is spliced from 4 exons. The coding region runs from base 1 to 948 and encodes 315 amino acids.